GCUCACCAAGAGAGGGGGAGAGUGAGAGAAAGAGGGAGGAGGUAAGCAAGAAUGGCAGCUUCUUCUUCAUUGCGAGCUCUGAUCCUAGUGUUCUUCCUACUUCCGUUGCUUGCAGAGGGAAUUACUCGUCACUACAAGUUCAAUGUGGCGGAGAAGAAGUUUACGCGGCUCUGCUCCACCAAGUCCAUCGCCACCGUGAACGGGCAAUUCCCGGGGCCAACGCUGUACGCGAGAGAGGGCGACACCGUGCUCGUCAAGGUCGUCAACCACGUCCACUACAACGUUACCAUCCACUGGCAUGGAGUUCGGCAGCUGCGGACCGGCUGGGCUGAUGGACCGGCGUACAUCACGCAGUGCCCGAUUCAGCCAGGCCAGAACUAUGUGUACAACUUCACCCUCACAGGGCAGCGAGGCACGCUGUGGUGGCACGCCCACAUCUCAUGGCUCAGAGCUACGGUUCAUGGCGCCAUUGUCGUCCUUCCCAAAAGCAACGUCCCCUAUCCCUUCCCCGCCCCUCAUAAAGAAGUCGUCCUGGUCUUGGCUGAAUGGUGGAAAUCCGACACUGAAGCCGUGAUAAACGAAGCUCUGAACUCGGGUCUUGCCCCCAAUGUAUCUGAUGCUCACACCAUUAAUGGCCACGCAGGGCCUCUCUCCGGCUGUUCUUCUUCAGCACGGGAUGGGUUCACGUUGCAAGUGGACAAGGGCAAGAGGUACCUGCUCCGGAUCAUCAACGCCGCACUCAACGAGGACCUCUUCUUCAAGGUCGCUGGCCAUCAGCUCACCGUCGUCGAGGUGGACGCCGCUUACACCAAGCCCUUCACGACCGACACCCUGCUUCUCACUCCCGGCCAGACCACCAACGUGCUCCUCACCGCCCGUCAAGGCGCCGGCAGAUACAUCGUCACCGCUUCCCCCUUCAUGGACUCGCCGCUGGUAGCGGUGGACAACAGGACCGCCACGGCCACCGUGCAGUACGCGAACAGCGUCUCCACCUCCGCCAUCACCACCACCAAGCCUCCGCCCCAGAACGCCACCCCGGUGGCGUCGAGCUUCACGGACUCCCUCCGCAGCCUGAACUCGCAGCAGUAUCCUGCCAAGGUCCCGGCGACCGUGGAUCACUCUCUCCUCUUCACCGUGGGCCUGGGAGUGAACCCGUGCGCGACCUGCGCCAACGGGAGCCGAGUGGUGGCGGACAUCAACAACGUGAGCUUCGUGAUGCCGACGACGGCGCUCCUCCAGGCGCAUUACUUCAACGCGAGCGGGGUGUUCACCGAUGACUUCCCCGGGCAGCCGCCCAUAGCUUUCAACUACACAGGCAGCGGCCCGCGGAACUUGCAGACGAUGAGCGGGACGAGGCUCUACCGUGUCCCUUACAACGCAUCGGUGCAAUUGGUUCUCCAAGACACCGGGAUCAUAGGACCAGAAAACCACCCCAUUCAUCUCCAUGGCUACAACUUCUUCGUGGUCGGAAGAGGUGUCGGCAAUUAUGACCCCAAAUCAUCCCCCUCCAACUUCAACCUCGUCGACCCCAUCGAGCGAAACACCAUCGGCGUUCCCUCUGGUGGAUGGACUGCCAUUAGAUUCCGGGCGGAUAAUCCAGGUGUUUGGUUCCUGCAUUGCCAUUUUGAGGUGCACACGACGUGGGGGCUAAAGAUGGCAUUCGUCGUGGACGAUGGCGAGGGACCAAAUCAGUCGUUGUUGCCGCCUCCAAACGAUCUUCCAUCAUGUUAGGCACCGGCCAGCCCAUCUCUCCCGCACAAGCUGAGAGGCGGUAGCCCAAUGACAACGUCAUGUUCUUGAUGGCUAGACAAAGUGUUUUCUCGGGCCUUGUUUUUUUUGGUUUCUCCUUUUAUGGUGCUGAUUUGUGCUAUGGAUCCUCUGUUUUUGGAUUGUACUUAUUUGAUUCAUUGAACAAUAAACUUCUUUGUGUAAA
This is a messenger RNA of Musa acuminata subsp. malaccensis (wild Malaysian banana), 1933 nucleotides long. RefSeq names its product laccase-22. The record is from RefSeq and is a predicted model, not a curated record. Gene Ontology annotation, molecular function: hydroquinone:oxygen oxidoreductase activity; copper ion binding. Gene Ontology annotation, biological process: lignin catabolic process. Gene Ontology annotation, cellular component: apoplast. Lineage: Eukaryota; Viridiplantae; Streptophyta; Magnoliopsida; Zingiberales; Musaceae.